AUGAGUGCUUGUGCUGAUUUCGCUGCGUUGAGCUCAGGAGAGCAGGUUCAAGGGUUUGCUAUAAAGAGUGGAAUCGAUGCUUUCACCAGCGUCAAGACCUCGAGCAUCUCUAUGUACGCAAAGUCAGGUAACAUGCCUCUCGCGAGUAAAAUAUUCACCGAGGUCGAACAUCCAGACGUUGCAACGUACUCAGCUAUGAUCUCGUGUCUUGCGCAGCACGGUUUCGCUAGCGACUCCCUAAACCUCUUCGAGACGAUGAAAACCUGCGGGUUCAGACCUAACCAGCAGGCGUUUCUCGCUGUUCUGAUAGCUUGUUGCCACGGAGGAUUAGUCACGCAGGGACUAGACCACUUCCAAACCAUGCGGGACGAGUACAGGAUCAGCCCUAACGAGAAACACUUCACUUGCCUCGUCGAUCUCUUAGGUAGAACGGGGAGGUUAUCAGAGGCUGAGAGUUUGAUUCUGAGCUCUGGGUUUCAAGACCAUCCGGCGAUGUGGAAAGCGCUGCUGAGCUCUUGCAGGGUUUACAAGAACAGCGUGUUGGGGAGACGCGUUGCGGAGAGGUUGAUGGAGCUCGAGCCUGAAGCCUCUGGCUCGUAUGUUUUGCUGCAUAACAUCUACAACGAGUCUGGGGUUAAUUCUUGUGGUGAAGAGGUGAGAGAGCUGAUGAGAGAUCGAGGGGUUAAGAAAGAACCGGCUUUGAGCUGUAUUGUGAUUGGUAAACAAGCUCAUUGGUUUGCGGUUGCUGAUUCUUGUCACCCGUCGAGAGAGAUGAUCUACGCGAUGCUGCAACAGCAGUUGGAUACUAUGAACAGUGUAGACCAUGAGACUCUUGUUUGUUAUGUUACAUGA
Molecule: messenger RNA, 852 nt
Organism: Brassica oleracea var. oleracea
Lineage: Eukaryota; Viridiplantae; Streptophyta; Magnoliopsida; Brassicales; Brassicaceae
Product: pentatricopeptide repeat-containing protein At3g13880-like
Exons: 1
Coding region: 1-852 (283 amino acids)
Biological process (GO): RNA modification
Molecular function (GO): protein binding; RNA binding
Source: RefSeq, a predicted model, not a curated record